This is a messenger RNA of Pteropus alecto (black flying fox), 4962 nucleotides long. RefSeq names its product kelch like family member 40 (gene KLHL40). NCBI's taxonomy places the organism in Eukaryota, Metazoa, Chordata, Mammalia, Chiroptera, Pteropodidae. The transcript has 6 exons. Gene Ontology annotation, biological process: negative regulation of proteasomal ubiquitin-dependent protein catabolic process; negative regulation of protein ubiquitination; skeletal muscle fiber development. Gene Ontology annotation, cellular component: I band; A band. The coding region runs from base 93 to 1967 and encodes 624 amino acids. Gene Ontology annotation, molecular function: protein binding. The record is from RefSeq and is a predicted model, not a curated record.
AGACAGCUGCGUGGACAAAGCGCGACCCAGCAGGAAAGCAGGGAGGACAGAGGAGGCCCCUGGAACUGUCGCCGCACCCUUGGCCACCCACCAUGGCGCUGAGCUCGGAGCAGGCAGAGGAGCAGCGGUUGUACCAGCAGACGCUCCUGCAGGACGGGCUCAAGGAUAUGCUGGACCACGGCAAGUUCCUGGAUUGUGUAGUGCGGGUGGGCGAGCGCGAGUUCCCGUGCCACCGCCUGGUGCUGGCCGCCUGUAGUCCCUACUUCCGGGCGCGCUUUCUGGCCGAGCCAGAGCGCGCGGGCGAGCUGCGCCUGGAGGAGGUGUCCCCGGAGGUGGUGGCCCAGGUGCUGCACUACCUGUACACGUCGGAGAUAGCGCUGGACGAGGCGAGCGUGCAAGAUUUGUUCGCCGCGGCGCACCGCUUCCAGAUCCCGUCCAUCUUCACCAUCUGCGUGUCCUUUCUGCAGAAGCGCCUGUGUCUCUCCAACUGCCUGGCGGUCUUCCGCCUCGGACUCCUGCUCGACUGCGCGCGCCUGGCGGUGGCCGCCCGCGACUUCAUCUGCGCGCGCUUCUCGCUGGUGGCGCGCGACGCCGACUUCCUCGGGCUUUCGGCCGACGAGCUCAUCGCCAUCAUCUCCAGCGACGGCCUCAACGUGGAGAAGGAGGAGGCCGUGUUCGAGGCGGUGAUGCGGUGGGCGGGCAGCGGCGACACCCAGGCGCAGGCCGAGCGCCAGCGCGCGCUGCCCACGGUCUUCGAGAGUGUGCGCUGCCGCCUGCUGCCGCGCUCCUUCCUGGAGAGCCGCGUGGAGCGCCACCCUCUCGUGCGGGCCCAGCCGGAGUUGCUGCGCAAGGUGCAGAUGGUGAAGGAUGCACACGAGGGCCGCCUCACCGUGCUGCGCAAGAAGAAGAAGGAGAAGGGGAAGGAGGCCGCUGGGGCCAAGGCGGCUGACAAGGGCGCAGGCGAAGCCAAGGCAGAGGACGCUGAGGAGGAGGCCGAGCGGGUCCUACCCGGCAUCCUCAAUGACACUCUGCGCUUCGGCAUGUUCCUGCAGGACCUCAUCUUCAUGAUCAGCGAGGAGGGCGCCGUGGCCUAUGAUCCGGCGGCCAAUGAGUGCUACUGUGCCUCCCUCUCCACCCAGAUCCCCAAGAACCACGUCAGCCUGGUGACCAAGGAGAACCAGGUCUUCGUGGCCGGGGGCCUCUUCUACAACGAGGACGACAAAGAGGACCCCAUGAGUGCUUAUUUCUUGCAGUUUGACCAUCUGGACUCCGAGUGGCUGGGAAUGCCGCCUCUGCCCUCGCCGCGCUGCCUCUUCGGCCUGGGAGAGGCUCUCAACUCCAUCUACGUGGUCGGCGGCCGGGAACUGAAGGACGGCGAGCGCAGCCUGGACUCGGUCAUGUGCUACGACCGGCUGUCGUUCAAAUGGGGCGAAUCGGACCCGCUGCCUUAUGCCGUGUACGGCCACGCGGUGCUCUCCCAUAUGGACCUCGUCUACGUCAUUGGCGGCAAAGGGAGCGACAGGAAGUGCCUGAAUAAGAUGUGUGUCUAUGACCCUAAGAAGUUCGCGUGGAAGGAGCUGGCGCCCAUGCAGACUGCCCGAUCUCUCUUCGGGGCCACCAUCCAUGACGGCCGCAUUUUUGUGGCUGCCGGGGUCACAGACACAGGGCUGACCAGUUCAGCGGAGGUGUACAGCAUCACAGACAACAAGUGGGCGCCCUUCGAGGCCUUCCCGCAGGAGCGCAGCUCGCUCAGCCUGCUCAGCCUGGCGGGCACCCUCUAUGCCCUUGGUGGCUUCGCCACACUGGAGACUGAGUCUGGGGAGCUGGUCCCCACAGAGCUCAACGACAUCUGGAGAUACAAUGAGGAUGAGAAGAAGUGGGAGGGCGUGCUGCGGGAGAUUGCCUAUGCCACAGGCGCUACCUUCCUACCUGUGCGGCUCAACGUGCUGCGCCUGACCAAGAUGUGACCAGCCCAGAGGGUCUGAACUAAGCAUCCCUCCCAAACCUGUGGCCCGCACAGGCUGCGCCUUCCUGGGGCUCCAGGGAGGAGGCUGGGAGAGGCCAGAGUCCACCUGGAUCUGUCGUGGUGCCCGCAUGGCUGCUUCAGCCAGGGAAGGUAAUAGCUGCCUCGUCCUAGCCUUAGGGGCAGGGACGAAGACCUUUAGGCCUCUCCGGUGUCUCCAUAUCCCCCUGUUCUUGGUCCAUGAGCCGGAACCACAGGGAGAUGUCCCAGGCUGCAUCCUGGCCCAGCCCCCGCCUGGCUGUGUGUACUGGUAAACUUCCCACAGGACUUACUCCUUGCCUGUCAGAUGGAAAGUGUCCCCAUCAAGUGUACCCUGAAGCAUAGAUAAGUCUCCUUCCAUAAGAAGAAUAAAGUGCCUUCUAAGCAAGCAGCUCAGGGUCUGGAAUCGGGAGCCCCAAGAGUCAGUGACUAGCUAGUUUGAAGAGUCAGGGCUUCAGUGUUCAGCUGUCGGGUCACCCAGGAGGUUAGUGUUUUCUGCCCUAAUGUAGGUGUCCCCUCCACACUCUGUGCGCCAAGAGCUUGACCCUCUCCCCGAGGCCCGGAACCCCCAGCUCCUCAUCCAGCACGGACGAGGAGCCAGGAGACUGCUGGGGGAGAGGGCAGGGAGCAGCCGCACUGUGGUAGAAAAAUCUUUUAUUCUCUCGGUCGGGCCCCAUGUGGUCUGGCCUGGGCCGGGGCCCAGGAAGAGCUGAGCAGAGCCCGUCCCUCCUCCCCCUCCCACCUACUCCGGCUUUUCUUUGUCCUGCUCCUGUUCCUCCUCCAGCGCCAGGGUUCGCUCUCGCUCCUUCACCAGCUGGACGCCACAGUAGGUGACAAACAGGAUGGCCAGGGUGGUCUGGGGGAACCCUACAGAGAGGAGGUCAUCGAUGCCUGGGAGCGACACUCACCUUGGCCACUGUUCUCUUCCCCAUGCCUUUCCCCAUCUGACUGGCCCCUCCUGCUGAGUCACUGGGGAAUGGGGUGGGGUGGAGGCAUUUCAGAAGGUCACAGUCCUCAAAGUGAACUCCUGGCACGUUCUGUAUCCUCCCCUCCUCCCCUUCUGUCCCUCACCUGUGAGUAGCAGGCGCCGGGCAACCAGCUCUGUGAACUCAAGGCUGUUCAGGCUUACAAGGUUGUACAUGAUGAUAGCCCAGAAGUUCAUGGCCCCAAAGAUGGCUCGGACCCUGCGAGACAUCUGCUCCGACAGCGAGGCCUGCCCGGGUCAGGAAAGCAUGGGCAGUGCGGCAGAGGUCCAGGGCAAAGAGGACAUGGGUGGUCAGAGGUCCUGGGGGUGUGCCUGUCUCUGAGAGUCCCAGGUCAGCGCUCCCUCAGGGCUAAAGAUGGGAAACUGGAGAGAGGGCAGGGCCCGACCAACACGGGGAAGCCUGGAUGCCCCACACCCCACAGAAGGCAGCGGGGACCAGGUACCCACAGGGUAAGCCAUUGUCCUGGCAACCAGGAGGACGGUGGUGAGAAAGUUCGGGACUGGGGGCUCAGUGCGGCUGGAAGCCUCCACAGAGCAGCAGCGCCACCCCCUCCAGUGACCCAGCCACCUCUGGCCCCAGACCUUCCGUGCUCACCUCAAUUCGUGCCAGGGGCCCCCACUCUGCCAGCUUCUGUACCCAGAGCUCAAAGUUGAGGCCAAAGCAGUUAAGGAUUGACCACAGGUAGACAAUAUCACAAGGCCCGAGCCACAGAGUGGUGAUGGCAAACGUGGCCACUGUGGCCACCAGCUCUGGGAUCACCGCAGAGUGCUCCCCACCGAUAUGGUCAUACACAUACCUGUGGGAAAGGCGGGAGAAGAGAGGGGGCCGUGUGGGAGAAAGCGGGCAGGGGGUGGGCCAAGGACACGUGGCAGGGACAGCCUUCCUCAGUGCUGUCGCUUGGCACAUUCGACAUUCCUGACCUCUGGGGGCUGUUCUUCUUUCCAACUUCAAAAUGUGGAGGGCUCAGCCUAGAACUCUGUACCUUCUCUAGCUAGGUUCAGUCAGUCCCCAGAUGAUCUCAUGCAGACCCAAGGCUGAAAGCUGUCUCUCUGCUGGCGAGCCCCCCAUCUGUGUCUUUAGCCCAGUCUCCUCCCGACUCCUAUAGCCACUUGUCUCCAGACAUCUCACCUGAAUGACUGAUUCCCCCAUCUCUGCCCAAAGCCGCUUCAUCCCCACGUCAGUUAAUGGCACCGCCAUCCGCUCAGUUGUAGGCCGGAAGCCUUAGCGCCAUCUGGGACUCUCGUUUUCCUUCUCCACCCACAUCCGAGCCGGCAAAUCCAAUGGGCUCCACGCAGUCCUGGCCACUCCACCGCCUUCCACGGCCACCACCACCACCCUAGUCCAGGCAACCUUCUCUUCUCACACCGAUUACUGCAAGUCUCCUAAAUUGGCUCCCUGCUUCUGCCCUCGCCCCUGCCAUCUGUUCUCCACGCCGCAGCUAGAGGCAUCCUUUACGAGUGUCACUUCCACGACCAAACCCUCCCCCAGUCGCUUCGCAUUACAGUGCGAAUAAACACAACUUCCUGCUGUGGCUGGAAGACCCCACGUUGUCUGGUGUCUGUCUGCCUCCCUGACCUCGCCGCCCGCCCGCCCGCUCGCUCGCUCGCAUUCACCCUGUUCUGGCCUUACUGGCCUCUGUCUGUCGCACACGCAGAGCUGGUUUCUGCCUCGAGGCCUUUGUGCUUGUUCCCUCUGCCUCCAAUUUCCUUCCCCAGAGUCCCUUAUUGAUCAAGUCUCAGCUCAAAUGUCAUCCCACAGGCCUGUGCAGAUCUCCACUGAAAAAGCUCCUAUCCCGUGGGCAGCUUCCAUCCAAUUACACCGUUUUCUUAUUUUUUUUUUUUCCAUAAUGCUUACCGCUCUCUGAAAUUAUUUAUGUGUUCGUUUACCUGUUUAUGGUCUGUUUCUCCCCACUAGACUGUAAGCUCCAUGAGUUCAGGGUCUUUGCCAUGUUCACGGCUGUAUCCCCAGUGCCUA